UCGUACACCCGACAACAAAGGAGGGUUUUAAACUCUGAUACCUAAAGUCAGUGGUUUUGCAUAGAGCGGCUCUGGACGUCUUUGUGACACCAGCUGACACUUUCAGAACCACCCGCCAUUGCAGCGAUUUCUCCAAAAGUGGAAAUGGCUUUGGCAGCUUUACACAGCAGGUCAGUUAUAUUUGCCAAACGUCAUAUUCUGUAUAACGUUACAGUGAGGCAAACUCGUCUGUAUUGUUUGACGAAUGACACGAUCUCAGAAGGCCAAAGGAAACCACCAUCGAAGAAACAGCUGAGAAAAAGUCAGAAGAAACCUCCCUGCACGGAUCAUCUGUCCUGGGAGGAAAGGCUAGCUGAUGUGAUCACUCCUCUGUGGAGGCUGAGCUAUGAUGAUCAACUAGAGCUCAAGCAAAAGCAUCAGGAAAUGAUACUAUCUCAGCUCUCCAUGUAUCUUACAGGUGACGUGCAAUCACAAUCAUCACCUGUCAGAAGUAAACCUGGCUUCCCUGUCUUGCCUGUUCUGCCAUCGCCAGUGAGGGAUGGCUACCGCAACAAGUCCACGUUUUCUGUCAACAGAGGAGUGGAUGGAAAUCCAAAGACAGUUGGUUUUUACGUGGGCACAGGCAGGAAGGGAAACAUUGUGUGCGUCAAUGGAGAUCACCUGCUCAACAUGCCGGAGAAGCACACACUGGUAGCCAGGUGUUAUCAGGGAUUCAUGCGUCUCUCGCCCCUGGAGCCGUGCCUGCUGUUCCACACUGGGGGUCACUGGAGAGAGAUCACAGUGAGGACCAACGCAGAGGGCCACACCAUGGCUAUCGUGUACUUUCAUCCACAGGAGCUCACCCGAGAAGAGGUGGCAGUCCACAAGGCUGACCUGGUGGAGUACUUUACGCUGGGGCCUGGAUCAGUCUGUCAGUUGGACUCAUUGCUUUUCCAGGAGAGCACCAUGACUCGCUGCACUCACGAGGAAUCCCCCUACCAGCUCCUGCAUGGUCAGCCACACAUAUACGAGGAGGUGCUGGGCUUCAGAUUCCGCAUUUCUGCCGAUGCCUUUUUCCAGGUGAACCAGACAGCUGCUGAGGUGCUGUAUAGCACAGUGAGGAACCUGUGCUUCCCAAACCCUGACGAUGGUGGAGGAGGAACCAAAGUCGGUGGUACUCUCCUGGACGUGUGCUGUGGUACAGGCGCCAUCGGCAUCACUAUGUCGCCCAGUGUGGACAGAAUUAUUGGUAUAGAGCUCAUCGAACAGGCAGUAGAAGAUGCUCGACACAACGCAGCUCUCAAUGAAGUGCUGAACUGUGAGUUUAUCCCUGGGAAGGCGGAGGUGGUGCUUCCUAGCGUUAUGUCCCAGUUGAGCUCCGAAGGUGGAGGCCUUGUUGUAGCUGUGGUAAACCCUGCUCGAGCUGGACUGCACUACAGAGUGGUCCGAGCUUUGCGAAACCAACCUGCUAUCCGCAGGCUGGUCUAUGUUUCCUGUAAACUGGAUGGGGAGGCCAUGAGGAACUUCAGGGAGCUGUGUUGUGCCCCUGACCCCCAGAAGAAACUCACAGGAGAAGCUUUUUCUCCAACACUAGCUGUACCUGUGGAUAUGUUUCCACACACUCUUCAUUGUGAAGUGGUACUUCUUUUUGAGAGGUAGCAGGUUUUUUUUGUUCAGAGUAGGCCUUCAACGCUUCAGCCACUCGGGAUGCUUUUGAAAGCCAAUGGGGCAUUGAAUAAUGAUGUAUGCCAAAUAAUGGAUUAUUUUACAUCCGUGGUUCACCACACAGGCGUUUUCACUCAUCUUCUUGAUUAAAUCUCCUUUCAGGAUUCUGUUUUAGGGCUGCAACAAAUGGUUAUUUUUUCAUGAAUCUUCUGAUUAAUCUUUUGCUGUAUAAAAUAUCUGAAAAUACAGAGUAAGGUGGCGCUUUCAAGUUGCUUGUUUUUCACAAAUCAACAAACCUAAACAUAUAUUAUAUAUCAUUUUACAUUGAUACAGAAUGAGUUUACACAUUUGAGAAGUUGGAGCUAUCAAAUGUUGCUGCCAUUUCUUUCUUUCUGCAGAUCGACUAAUCUGCAUAAGAGCGUGAGCAUGUGCUGAUUUUACUAUUCAUGGAGAAAAUGUACACCUUUAUUAAUAUGUUUAGUUCAUGAAGUUUGGGGACUUCAUUUAAUACACAGAUUGUGCUUUACUACAGCAGAUGGACUGUAGAGGUGAACGUGUUGAGUCAAUGCAUCUAUUACAUAGUGGGUAUACGUUAUAAGAUUUACAAAGGUAACAUUUGCUGCUGGGCUAUCACAUUGUAUUAUAUAUAUCACUGAUUCUUGAGAUAAGAGACAAUUCAUGUCCUCCACUGAAAUGCAAAGCUUGGCUUAAGAAUUACAUAUAUAAAUUAAUUGAAAUAUACUUUAAAAGCUCAACAUGAAUGACUUAACUACCCCAAUGUACUUAGUUUUGUCUAUAUUUAUAUAUUUUCAUAGCAAUUUGACCAAGUGCAAGCAUUGCCCUAGAAAGUACAUGCAAAUUAACAUGUCCUCUGCAAGAGGUCACAGGUUCUAAUUGCAAAGAAAAGUCAUUACAAAUUUAAUAAAUACAUAAAUAUCAAUAUGAAAUGAAUUGCAUGGCUUUAUAGAAUGUAACCGAAUACAUAAAGCAAAAUACCCAUCAAAUUAUACAUUAAAAAUUGCCACUCAAAGUAUUGUCCUCAGUUCAUGUCAACUCUGUCAGAAUUUUUACAAAUUAAAAAAAUCUGGCAUAUUAUGGUGUGAACUUUAACCCUGAGGACCCCUUGUGCAUGCUUCUUCUCUUGAUGGAUGCAGCAGUAUAGCACAUGGUCUCGGAAGUUUAACAUUUAUAUAUAUUUUUAGCAAACUAAGUUGAUAUAACUGUCGUCACAGGUUUUGUAUGUGAACUUUGUCAUCCAAGAAUGAUUAUUUUAAAAAAGAAUUGUGAAAUAAAUGGAGGUGUUUUUGGUGAGUUUAUGUAGGCAGCUAGCAACUGGGAAAAAUCUAAAUGGCUCCAGUGUACGGGAUACGAUUCAGACAAUAAAAACUUUAAUUUCGUCAACACCGUCUGGCGCCAACUCCGUCAGAAUGGCUGUCUGACUGUUGACGGUCAAGCUGACGGAGUUGACAAAUGCUCCAAAACCUCAUUAUUGGAUGCAUAAUAAACACAGAUUGUGUUUAUGAUUUAAUAUUGGCAUAAUACUUAUACUAAACUGACUGACUGGCAAAAAAUACAUGAUCAACACAAAUGUUAAUUUAUAUUUAUUGCUUUUAGGCAAGAAGUAGACACCCCUCCAGAUAGUCCACCAGAGCAAGUAUGGAGGAGCCAACUUCCAGUAGACGUGCUCAACCGAACCAGGAUGGGUUUAGUUUAAAGUUAACCUUUUACUUUAUUUAUAGAAUAGAGUUGGUGGUGUAUUGAGUUAUUCUUGGUCAUUAAAGAUCUUUACCUUUCACCGUC
Molecule: messenger RNA, 3444 nt
Organism: Pseudoliparis swirei
Lineage: Eukaryota; Metazoa; Chordata; Actinopteri; Perciformes; Liparidae
Gene: trmt2b
Product: tRNA methyltransferase 2 homolog B
Exons: 2
Coding region: 145-1638 (497 amino acids)
Biological process (GO): RNA processing
Molecular function (GO): tRNA (uracil(54)-C5)-methyltransferase activity, S-adenosyl methionine-dependent
Source: RefSeq, a predicted model, not a curated record